Molecule: messenger RNA, 6194 nt
Organism: Dalotia coriaria
Lineage: Eukaryota; Metazoa; Arthropoda; Insecta; Coleoptera; Staphylinidae
Gene: pyd
Product: zonula occludens-like protein polychaetoid
Exons: 13
Coding region: 990-5879 (1629 amino acids)
Biological process (GO): protein localization to cell-cell junction; cell-cell adhesion; cell-cell junction organization
Cellular component (GO): plasma membrane; bicellular tight junction
Molecular function (GO): cell adhesion molecule binding
Source: RefSeq, a predicted model, not a curated record
CAUGUCGGCGGCAGCGUUUCGGUACCGGUACCCAUGAGCGUGUAGCUCGCAGCGUUCGCGUGCCAAGCGUGUGCGGGACGUUAAAGCAACGUGCGCGAGCCACCAUCAUCAUCGGCGCAUUCUUCGGCGAUCCAUUCUCGACGUCGUCCGCUAGACAUUUUCUCAUUUCUUACAAUAUAAUACGAACAGGGGCGUACUGAAUACAAAACAAUGCAACUUUCAAGUAAACAGUAAUUUUCAAAGUUUGUAAAACUUUUUCAAACACACAAGUCUUCAAGAAUUUAAAUAUAUUGAAGUUGCUAGGUGUGUCAACUGUGAAAAUUAAUUAACUGAUGCGCGCAAUUCCCCAAAGUGAUCGAAAUAAAUUCACGACAGUCGUGCGAAGGCGUGGGCGUGCUAAUUAAUUGAAUAAACCAGCCGCGUCUGUGGCUCUUGUGCAGUGGGACAACGUUGAAAUAGCUAGAUACACUCCUGAUCUGAUCACAGCUCGACUCCAAACGACUUAAGCCAGAUUAGUGGUGGGAGAUUGUAUGGCAUUGCGGCGUUGGGCGAGUUGUCUUGACGCGACUGCUUCUUAAGUUCUGGCGAGUUCAGCGCGUUGAGCGUCGCGCCAGUGCCAGCGCAAAGUCGGACCAGGCAGCUUAAAGUUAAGUCAAGUACGUGCCCACAGUGUUUUAUUCGGUCGGGGCGCGUUGGACUUUUCGCCGAAAUCGUGUGCGUGCUUCUUAUUCAUUUAAGAAGUGUGUAAGGCUGGUUAUAAAGCGGCAUUCGCAAAGAUUCAAUCAACGCGCGCGUCGUUUCGCGCUUAAUGCAAUUAGACAUCCAGUGGCGAGUGGAAAGAAGCCGAAAAUCGCGAGUUACAAGUGCGAUGCGAGUGCGUCCCUAAAAAGCACGCGAAGCAGAGAUGUGGAGUCAGGAGCCUGCGGACGUGAGGAAGUGAUAUUAUUCUGCUCGUCGACCUCCGUUUGCUAACCACUGCCGCCGCCGCCAUGGAAUCGCUGACCAACAAUAACAUGAUGUCUUCAUUACCCGAGGAGCGAGGAUGGGAAUUCAAGCAAAUCACCGUGACGCGCGUGCCGGGCUAUGGAUUUGGUAUCGCCGUGUCAGGCGGGCGCGACAAUCCUCACUUCGCCUCUGGCGAUCCGAGCAUCGCAGUCAGCGACGUGCUCGCUUCCGGUCCCGCGGAACGCAUGCUGCAAGUUAACGACCGUAUUAUUUCCGUCAACGGCAUCUCCUUGCAGAACGUCGACUAUGCCACUGCAGUGCAGGUUCUCCGCGACUCGGGGGACACCGUGGUUUUGGUCAUCAAACGCCGCAACAGCCAUCACCAACACCAGCAUAGUCUUAGUGCAUCCUAUACUUCGGCUCCACUUGCUGCUCUUGGUCUCAGCCCACCAAAAGUAACUCUCACCAAAAACUCCAAAAAGGAAGAUUUUGGAAUUGUACUGGGAUGCAAAUUAUUUGUAAAAGAGAUCUCCACGAAAGCCCGCGAGCAGUUGAUGAAUACGAAUCAACUGUUGAAUGAAGGGGACUUCAUCACAAAGAUCAACAACACCAGUUGUAAUGAUCUUAUGUCAUUGAAGGAGGCAAAGAAGAUCAUAGAUAGCACGAAAGACAAGUUGCACCUGUCGAUCGCUCGAGAUUUUGUCCCACCGAGCAAUUUAUCCAGCAACAUCUCUCAUCAGGCACAGAGUAGUGUCAGCACAACUGGAGCGGUGAAUAAUUUUUACAAAGGCGAUGAUUUCUUAACGUCUGGUACGAGUUACUCCAAUCAAAACCUCUACGUUCAACCGCCGACGCGCAAUCCAAAUUUGAACACUAAUGGUUUUGAUCAUGACAAAGUGGAGGCGAGUGGAUCCGCCGAGGACAAGAGCAAUUUGGUGCCUAGAAGUCGUCGAGGUGGCGAACCACCACCCCAUGCCCAGCAUGGCCAACACACACCCGAAAAUAGAAAUAGUAUAUAUGGUAGAAGCAAAGGACCUGUUGAUGAACCCCCUAGACCGCCGCCUCCUCGAGCGGAGGACUACUACAGUUCAAGGAGACAGCUCUAUGAGGAUGAUCCAAUUAUUCAAAAAUCUAAACAACCCAUUCCCGAUGCUCGAUUCAUCACAUUCCACAAAGAAGGAUCCGUGGGUAUCCGGCUCACAGGCGGCAACUAUGUCGGAAUAUUUGUCACUGCUGUUCAACCAGGCAGUCCAGCUUCACUUCAAGGUCUUCAACCAGGCGAUAAGAUCCUCAAGGUGAACGACAUGGACAUGACCGGAGUGACACGGGAAGAGGCCGUACUCUACCUUCUCAGCCUGCAGGACCGCAUUGAGCUUAUCGUGCAGUACUGCAAAGAAGAGUACGACAAUAUUGUCGCUUCGCAGAAGGGUGACAGUUUCUACAUAAAAACCCACUUCCAUUACGACACACCCGCUAAAGGGGAAAUGUCCUUCCGCAGUGGUGAUAUAUUCCGCGUGAUUGAUACUCUGUACAACGGGGUGGUCGGUUGUUGGCAGGUGUAUAGGAUAGGGCGCAAUCACCAGGAGGUACAGAAAGGCAUUAUUCCCAACAAGGCCAGGGCGGAGGAGCUUGCCACUGCACAGUUCAAUGCUACCAAGAAAGAAAUGUCAGCAAACGAAUCAAGGGGUAGUUUCUUCCGGCGUAGGAGAAGUUCCAAUCGGCGGUCGAAGAGCCUCGGAAAGGAGCACUGGGAUGACAUAUUAUUUUCGGACACCGUAUCGAAAUUCCCUGCGUACGAGCGAGUCAUACUUAAACACCCCGGAUUCACACGCCCUGUUAUCCUUUUCGGGCCGAUUGCGGAUGUUGCCCGCGAUAAGUUAAUUAAAGAUUUUCCGGAUAAAUUUAUCUCUCCACAACUCGAUAGCACGGUGGAGGAUGGUUCGAAGGGAAACAAACUCUCCUCGAAUAUUAUAAAGCUGUCGGCAAUACGCGAGGUGAUAUCGACUGGAAAGCACGCCCUGUUGGACAUCACCCCCAACGCCGUCGAGCGCCUCAAUUACGCGCAACUCUAUCCCAUCGUGGUGUUCUUCAAAGCGGAUACGAAGAUCGUCGUUAAACAAUUACGCCAAGGACUGCCAAAGUCGGCUCACAAGAGUUCCAAGAAGCUCUUAGAGCAAUGCCAAAAACUAGACAAAGUCUGGAGCCAUAUAUUUAGCGCCAACAUAGCACUCAACGACAACACGGAGACCUGGUAUCGCAAGGUGCGCGAGAUCAUCGAUAAGCAGCAAAGCGGCGCGCUCUGGAUGAGCGAGAGCAAGCCCGAAGAAUGUCUGUCCGAUGAUUUCCUGUUUCCCAUGUCGUCGUUGCGAUUGUCAUAUGCCAGUUCGCCGGAAAGCGACCUGGAGCAUAGUCCCGGCCCGCCAUUGUCGUCAAGUCAUGCGACCAACGGGCCGGGUGGAGGCGGCGGUCGACUAACCAAAGCCAGCUCCGAUCCCAGCGUUGUCAUGGCCGAUAACAGCACUACAGAUGUGCUACCACCAUAUCAGCCGACGUACGAUUCACGUUAUGGAUUUAACGGUCAGUCGAACCAGGAUCCGCCCACACCGACCAGCCCCACCAAGGAGCAGAGUUUCUUAUCGCCCAACUCGUCUGAUCACGUCAACAACAACUCCAGUGAGCCGAGUUACACGAAGCCGCCUGGUAUUAUGGCAUACAAUCAUUCAUCCAGCCAGAGUUUCGACGCCAAGCAGCAUCAUCACGGCAUGGAUUACAAUGAUAUCAGCAAGAACGUUGCGCACAAGCGACAAUCAUCAAAUCUACAUUAUAAAGGUCAUAGUAUGAGUGAGGCGACCCUCAAGGAUGCACAGAAUAUUUACGGGGGCGCACCUGAUCUUCCACCACGUGUGGAUCGCGCUGUUAAACCACCGCCGAAUGUUCAAACAACGCCAAGCAAACAAAAUGGCCGGUCCGCACAUGAGCGACUUUUCGGCACCAAGGCUCCAGCCGACGGUGAACCGAUUGAUGCUUUCGGACAAAAACUGGGCUCUUUGGACAGGAGUCAGAAUAGCAAGUCGGAUUCGCUUUCAAGUUACGACUCGUUCAAUAAUCCCAAACAUCGCAUUAUACCCAACGCGCACGAUGAUUUAAAGACCACCCUUAGCAAGAUUGAUUCGGGCGUUCCUGGGAGUCCGUCAAAGUACAACCGGUGGGAGGGUAGCGCACCCAACCAUCGACAUGAUCGCCUUGGUUCCAAGUUGGACUUAAAAUACUCGCAGCAGAAUCUGAAUGGAGACAGUGGUCUUUCAAUGGGGAUUGAUAGCCCUCGAAAUUCUAGGGAGAUGGAUGUUGGACCCCUGGAUCAACAAAUCAGCCGAACUCCAGAGAGACACGAUAUGUACCGAUAUAACCGAUCCCCUGCCAAGCAAUCCAUGCCUCAGAAACAACACAUUGAGACAAAGACUGAUUAUGGAAAGUACAGUCGCAAUAAUGGCCCUCCCGAAUACACACGUACCAGCCAUCAAGAUCUUUCUCAAUCACAUCUAAGUAUUCACCAACCUCUACAACAAUCUCCUAUGAAAAAUCCACAUCAAGGCCAUGGUCCAGCACAGCAGGGACAACAACAGAUAAUGAAUGGCCAAUUUGCGGCCGAAAACGGCACCAACGGAAACGCGAAUCCUAACUCCUACAAACCCAUACCGCCUCCCAAGCCUAAAAACUAUAAGCCGCCAUAUAAGAACUCGCCGAACAACUUCAACGAUGGUCCCAUGCAACAGAUGCACUAUCAGCACAACAAGAGCCAUAGCAAUCCAGUGGAUCAAAGACUUCCCAUGAACUCCACCAAUCACAAUUAUUACUACAAUAUGCCUCAGUCGCAAGGGCAGCAGGGCAACGCCGGGUGGCAUACCGAAACUGCCGUCCGGUAUAAUGCCAAUAUCCAUGGUCAUUACGACAUGGCACCCGCUUAUGAACGCCGCCAUCCGAGUAUUUCCUACGCCAGCCGUAGCGAAAUCGCUCCAAUUGCUCAGCAAGAAAUGUCCUACGGUGGAGGCAUGGGAAUGGACAUCCAUCAAGGUGAUAUUCUGGACACACGUUCCCCCGAUCGGCACAAUAUUGUCGACUUGCAGGGAUCGCGGGAACAGCGAGGAUCUGCCUUUGAGCUGUACCGCAAGCCCGUGCACCAUAAUUUACGGGUUGGGGAGGAAAAGAAUGCUUUGUACGGAUCGCAACCUAAUCUAGCAAAUAACGCGCACGAUAACAGUCCGUCGUCGACACUCUCGGCUAGUACUAACACAAAAGCGGCGCGCCGCGUCGCGAAGGCACAAUCAUUCAAGCACCAGAAGAGCGACGGCGUCUCGACGCCCAAGUUCUUCCGCAAGCUGCUGAGCAAGUAUCGCGAGUCGCCGAGCAAAAAGCGCGACCGCAUCCCGGAGAAUGAGGCGCGGAAUGAUUACAAUCGCAACCGGUGCGAGCCACCACCACCUCCGGCGCCGGAGACGCUCACCGCCGGCGUGGAUUACGUGCGCGCCAAUCAGCGCGACGUGACCAGUGCCGUGGUGGACGCGCGCGGCGCCACGCUGGUGAACAACUACUGGGGCGUCUCACUCGAAAUACCCCCUGACGCCAUCCCCGAAGGCGUCCAGCAGGAAAUUUACUUCGUGAUCUCCGAUCCACGCUUGUGCGAGAACUCGCCGCCGCUGGACCUGGAAAACGGUGAAACCAUGCUGUCUCCGCUAGUAAUGUGCGGCCCGCAAGGAACCGAAUUUCUCAAACCGGUCGUUCUACACAUUCCACACUACGCUAACACGCUGCCCAGCCUCGGUAUCAGCUUGAAAGCCACUGACUCCGAGACGGACAUUUGCACCGACUGGGACAACAUCCUGCUGCCAUCGAAUCACGCGGCCAAUAGCGUCGCUGUUAAAGUCGACCAUUUCUAAUUGCUUACUAUUAUAACUAAAUGUAAUUGUAACAUAGACUUGCUCAUUUUUAUACGAAACAAGCGAAACUUAAGCAAAGAUGUACGUGUAUACAUUAACGUUAGUAAAUUAUGUCGAAAAGCGCGAAGCAAAAUUGCAAUAUUUACACAUGUGCAUGAACAUUGUGAUUAUAAAGAUUCUUAUUAUACAUAGUUGUAACUAGCCCAUAAGUUUGAUAUACAUAUUCAUAUUUUUGUAUUCAGUUCUGAGAGGCAGGACAAUAUCCUGUUCUUUUUGAGAGAAAUAAACGAAAGCGUUGCCAGAAUGAAUACAAAA